Molecule: messenger RNA, 450 nt
Organism: Menidia menidia (Atlantic silverside)
Lineage: Eukaryota; Metazoa; Chordata; Actinopteri; Atheriniformes; Atherinopsidae
Source: the annotation of a GenBank genome assembly
AUGGAAUUAAUUACAAAGAAAACAAAUUCUCAAGAUUUACUGGCAUGUGGCAGAGGUGAAGGACUCAGUGAGAAGCUUCUCCUCACACCAAAGUCUGGCAGAUCGUUACAGACCGAGAAAGUUCCGAGAAGCUGCGUGCUGGAGCGGCUGCAAAACUUUCUGCCUCAGAUAGCUCAGGCCAAUGAGAAACUGAAGCAGCAAAUUGAUGAAGCUCCGGCUGGACACUUCGACAUAGAGUGUGUGGAGGAGGCAGAAAGGAUCAUAGAGAUGGAUGUUGCUCUGGUGGAACUUCAUGGGUCAGACAGCAGUUCUGAAGAUGAUGGAGAGGUGACAGACUGUGGCGAGGAUUUGGACUCUGACAGUGGUGCCAGUGAAAUCACUGAACAGAACCUCAAACUACCAGGACACAAGGGAAAAAAGAAGAUGGCAAACAUCAAAGUUCUGGAAUAA